AUCUUUAGAUUCUGAAGGUUAACCUACCAGUUCAAAGUGGUUCGUGAUGAUCGGGAGGUUGUGUGUGUUUUCUCGGUUAGCUCGUCGGAGAACUGUUUAUGUAUUCCGAGAGUUUUGUGCUGAGGCAGAACUCUUGGUGGAAGAUGGGAAUAAGUCAAGAAGUUGUAAACCUAUACGCCCUUUAUAUUUUGAUUUUCAAGCGUCUACACAACUGGAUCCUCGCGUCUUAGAUGCCAUGUUGCCGUUUUAUAUUAGUCAUUUUGGUAACCCUCAUUCACGCACACAUGAGUAUGGUUGGUAUUGCGAAGAAGCCGUUGAGAAAGCUAGAGAGAACGUAGCUAAUCAGAUAGGUGCUGAUCAUAAAGAGAUCAUUUUCACCAGUGGUGCGACAGAAAGUAACAACCUAGCUGUAAAAGGUGUUGCUAAGUUUUACCACCCAAAGAAGAAGCAUAUUAUAACUACACAAAUCGAGCAUAAAUGUGUCUUGGAUUCCUGUAGAGUUUUGGAAAACAACGGGUUUGGUGUUACGUAUUUACCUGUUCAGAAAAAUGGAAUUCUAGAUUUGGAGGUUCUGGAACGGUCUAUUAAACCCGAAACGAGUUUAGUCUCUGUCAUAGCUGUUAAUAAUGAGAUAGGUGUCCUUCAGCCCAUCGAAGAAAUCGGAAGAUUAUGUCGAAGUAAAGGGGUUUUCUUCCAUACUGAUGCUGCACAAGCUUUCGGAAAAGUGCCAAUUGACGUCAAUGCUAUGAAUUUUCCUUUUUUAUUUGACGAUUCUGACUACACCCAAUCAAAUAUCAUGAUGGUUCAUUCUGACAUAAGCUGGUAUUCGUGAGUAGUAGUUUCUGCUAGCCAUCGUUUUCGUCUUUAAGUACUUAAUAGAUGGUUUUUAAAAGUCAGUUUGCCACUUUUCUGGACUUAGGAUUGAAGAAUUGCAGUUUCUAUUGAUACUCCUUAGCCUGACGGUACUUUCUAUAUCCGUGGAGCGUGUAGUCAUUUGGAAAGUAGUGAGUUUUAUGUGCCCUCGAAGUGUCCAGAUUGCGAGGUUGGGCCAUUGAGGAGUUUUUUUAUGGUUAACAUGCUUCAGGUUGUCUGGUAGUCUUCUAGUUAGUCCGACAAGAACGUUUCGUAAUGAAGUAUGAAUUUAGAUACAUUGUCGUUCUUAAAAGAAAGGCAUACUCACUAAUAUGAAUACACGGUGAUUUGGCGUAUCAAUUCAAUUCGUUGUGGUGAAUUCAUCAAUCAGUUUGUAGAUUGUAUUGAAAUGUUUUUGUGGAUGUCUGUAAUUACUCACAAAAUGUCUGCAUAGUGUCACUCCUUAAAUUUCCCCUUCGAUGACAAUAAUGAGUUUUGAUCGAUCUCAUGUCCAUUAGUGGU
Messenger RNA from Schistosoma margrebowiei, 1374 nucleotides. The record is from the annotation of a GenBank genome assembly. NCBI's taxonomy places the organism in Eukaryota, Metazoa, Platyhelminthes, Trematoda, Strigeidida, Schistosomatidae.